Molecule: messenger RNA, 1134 nt
Organism: Lolium perenne
Lineage: Eukaryota; Viridiplantae; Streptophyta; Magnoliopsida; Poales; Poaceae
Product: large ribosomal subunit protein uL16z
Biological process (GO): translation
Cellular component (GO): ribosome
Molecular function (GO): structural constituent of ribosome
Source: RefSeq, a predicted model, not a curated record
CCGUCUUCAAAACCUCCCCUUGAGCCCUACACUGCUCCGGUGUUUCCUCACGCCGCCGCCGUCGCCGUCGCCUUCGCGUCCGUGUUCGCCUCCUCCUCUCCCUCCUCCGGCGCCUCGCCACCGCCGUCGCCAUGGGGAGACGGCCUGCUAGGUGCUACCGCCAGAUCAAGAACAAGCCAUACCCCAAGUCGAGGUACUGCCGUGGUGUCCCUGACCCGAAGAUCAAGAUCUUCGACGUUGGGAUGAAGAAGAAGGGAGUGGACGAGUUUCCCUCCUGCGUCCACCUGGUCAGCUGGGAAAAAGAGAACGUCUCCAGUGAGGCUCUUGAGGCUGCCCGUAUUGCUUGCAACAAGUACAUGACCAAACAUGCUGGCAAGGAAGCGUUCCACCUGAGGGUCAGGGUCCAUCCAUACCAUGUCCUUCGCAUCAACAAGAUGCUUUCAUGUGCCGGGGCUGAUAGGCUCCAGACUGGAAUGAGGGGUGCUUUUGGGAAGCCUCAAGGUACCUGUGCUCGUGUGGACAUUGGCCAAGUCCUCCUUUCGGUGCGCUGCAAGGAGAGCAAUGUUGUUCACGCUGAAGAAUCCCUCCGCCGUGCCAAGUUCAAGUUCCCUGGCCGUCAGAAGAUCAUCCGCAGCAGGAAGUGGGGCUUUACAAAGUACAACACUGAAGAUUAUAUCAAGUACAAGAGUGAGGGAAGAAUCGUUCCAGAUGGUAUCACUGCUAAGCUUCUUGGUGUCCAUGGCCCUAUUGCUAAGCGUGCCCCUGGGCAGGGCAUCCUGGCUUGUUGAAGUGUACACAGAUCAUUUCCGUCGCUAAAUGGAACUCGAGACCUUUUUUUUUUGCGGUAGUCUAAUUAUCCAUGCUAGAACGAUUGUUAAGUAAAGUUGGCUGUUGGCUGCGACGUGAUCUGCUCCCUAGUAGCUCUCUCUGUAGCCCGUUUUUGGUGGUGGUGGUUUACAUAUCUACGGUUUUGUGUUGUUUCAACCCUUUAUGCUGAUCCAUAUCCGCAAGUGCUAGAGAAUUGUGGAUUAACAGCUCUGAAUCAUGCAGUAAUGUUGUAUCACGCACUUAUGCUCAUCGUGUACUACUGUGGAUUUUAUGUGCCAAGUGUUCCCAUGUCCUGAUGUGACACCA